AUGGCCGCUAGGGACCCGAAAUAUAGAAUCGACGUGGCUUGGGAUUACGAAUGCGGCUGGAUCUCCAAUGAGGCCUAUCUACCGAUUCUUAAUAUCGAAGCUUCUCUGAAGAAGUGUGAUGACCGCUAUCAUGUUGGAAGAAUCAUCGCAGUGGGUCCCCCACAUGGUACAUGGGCUGAUAAAAUUACGAAUGCUGGAGGUAUUGAACAUUUUCCUAUCUCAGAUGAGAACAUCAAUUGUGCCACAGAAGACUGUAAAACUGGCAUUGCAUUUAACCGUAGCUCAGCGAAAGUACUGAUCAAGAGAACAACAGAUAGAGUUGAUGUCCUUGCAAUGGUUUCUAUGUUUGCGAGUGUCAUUUGUGAUGGGUCUAAAAUCAUUUUGGUAAUAAUGGGCGACGAAUAUUUCCUGUACCCGAUAGCAAAGUUUUCCGGAAAGCCCACGAACACCAGGAUUUUGGUAGCCAAAUCUGGGGCUUCACCGUCUCACGAAUUGGGAAUACAUUUUACCAGGUGGAAAUUCGAUGAAAUGAUCACGAAGCCUGGAGGAUGUGAACCGUCUAAGAAGCAGUUUCCACGAGGACGGUUGGACAGGUUCAUAUCAACUAUGAUGAGAUCGUUAAGUUCAUGA
Molecule: messenger RNA, 630 nt
Organism: Microthlaspi erraticum
Lineage: Eukaryota; Viridiplantae; Streptophyta; Magnoliopsida; Brassicales; Brassicaceae
Source: the annotation of a GenBank genome assembly